CCAUCUUGCAAUGCCAGAAAUGGGAAGUGAUUCUUUCCAAUACGAUGCCAUAUUGCACGAUUCCCAACCUCCACAUACAGGGAAGAUAUUCGAACUUCCGUGCAUGCAGUGUCCUUCGACUGCAAUCGCCAAGCUUUGUGGAGGAUUUGCACAUGACAUGUCACGAUGCAUGCAUGUGGCACAGGCAGAGGCAUACCAUCACCAGGCAGCUACCAUUCUCCCACAAGUUCAAUGACAACAACAAUGAAAAACUUCUUCGCCGGUCUCUUCGGCACUCACACGAAACCUCCGGUUGCGCCUCGCAUCCUCAUCUCCAUCUCAACAAACUCACCCAGUCUAUCAAAAUCCCACCCUGCUGAGUUCACUGUUACGCUCGAAGCCAAAGUCGACGCUCCUAAACCCAUCACGAUUGAUAGCUGGAGGACCGUUCUCGAUUCCGGUCACCUAGCACUGGAUUAUGAAGGACUCACAUUCAAAGACUGCGGGACUGGGCAGUUCGCUCCGCGAAUUGUGAUUGAUGUCUUCGCUAUUCCGUCUGCGGUUAUCAGUGCCGACUCAAAGUAUAUCGUCGAGAUCCCACCAAGAACUGGGGAGAAAGCAUACAGUGUGGUGCAUAAGUUCAACGGGGAAAGUCUGGCGGAUAAGGUGCGGCUUGAUGAUGAGAUGAUGAGGAAACUGGAGGAGGCUGCUGAGGAGUUGAGGAAGAUGGAGGAGAGUUUAGGAGCGUGUACAGGGGUGAAGAGUGAGAGGGACGAGAGGGUGGAAAGGUAUCCGGAGAGUGAUGUUGGGGGAUUUGAAGUUGGGUGUACGUAUGAGAUCGGACUGGGAUCAAAGAUGGCGAGCGUGGGUUCGUGGAGAUGGGGGAGUAAGGUGGAGGUUUUUAAGGAAGGAGAGAAGCAGAAUAGGGAGGAGUGGAGGCAUAGAGAUCUUGUGGAGAUGGUUUUGGAGAGGACGGCCAGGUUUGAGGUUGUGGAAUAG
Molecule: messenger RNA, 978 nt
Organism: Cercospora beticola
Lineage: Eukaryota; Fungi; Ascomycota; Dothideomycetes; Mycosphaerellales; Mycosphaerellaceae
Source: RefSeq, a predicted model, not a curated record